Molecule: messenger RNA, 4071 nt
Organism: Thunnus maccoyii (southern bluefin tuna)
Lineage: Eukaryota; Metazoa; Chordata; Actinopteri; Scombriformes; Scombridae
Gene: rpz4
Product: rapunzel 4
Exons: 3
Coding region: 1399-2577 (392 amino acids)
Source: RefSeq, a predicted model, not a curated record
GGGUUUAAAGGGGUGUAGGGGAGUCACUGCCUCCGGCCAAGAAAUAGACUGGCGCAUAAACCCCCAAGAAACCACAAGAUGUAAUUUUUACACUUUCUGGAUUUUGUAAACAAACAAGAUGUGUGGUUUCAGUCUUUAUGCUAAGAUAAGCUAGCUGUCUCCUGGUUGUAGAUUCAUAUUUACUGUAUUGACAUGAAAGCGGUUUCAAUCUCCUCAUCUACCUCUCGCCAAGAAAAUGAAUAUGCACAUUCCCUAAAAUGUUUAACUAUUCCUUUAGUUGUGGACAUAUAAAACAGAACAUAUUUGGUCUAAUCUGUAUAUAAAUAUUGGAAAUCAGUCAGUCUAGAGAUCCAUUUUGUUUAUAGAUGUGUGCAGAUGUGUCUGACAGCUGCAGAAGUGUGUGAUGCAUCAAGCUGAGAAAUGGGUGCUGUCUUCUCACUGCAAUCUUCUGCAGUCUAGCAAGAUAAACCCCCUUGGGACAAACCUCAGCAGAGAAACAAAUGAGCUGACAGACUAUUUUCCAUUGUCUUGUUGCUGUGGUAACUUGCUGAGUUUCACUGGAAAAUGCACCCUUGCCCAGCAAGUUUAACCUCUUCUACUUAAUCACUUCCCAUGCUUGCUGCUCCAAUAUUGACUGGGCUGCUUCUCCUUCAGCCAAAACACUACACAAUUUAAAAAAAACUGGAGUAAACAACACUGUGAAGGCCAGAAACCUCUAUUAAAACAUGUGAAGACAUGUCCUUUAUCCACAGCUGCUCCAUCCACAGUGAAUGUGAGACUGACUUUGUGAGGCCAGUGGAUGAUUGUACAGUGAUUAUGUACCAAAAAUGUGAUUACCUACAUUUUCCAAUUUUCUUAAAGGACAUGUCUGAACAUGCCCGGGAAAUCAGGCCAUGGUGCUCAUACAGGCAGCUACGUUUCAGUUUGAUUUCUCUGGCUUCUAGCUUUUGGGAGGAGUUAUGUGUGUUCACAAAUAUCAGAUGUUAUUAAGGCUAGAUAACAUUCUUCAAGUACACUGAAUGUCAGACAGGAAGAAAGGAGUUACAGACAGAGUAACAACACUUGGGCAAAACAAUCUAAACUCAAAUACCACUUAGAGAAUAAUAGCUCUUCCCAGAGCUUUCACACAGUCCUCAUUCUGCGGACAGAGUUUUCUCAGUUGUCAUGGAAAUGGACCUGUUGUCAUGCAUGCUCAGUAGCUGUUAUGACUUCAUCACUAGUGCUUUUAUGACCCCUCAUCCCUUUGGCUUAAAUUUAAAGGACUAGUUUGACAUUUUGGGAAAUACUUUUCCGGUUUCUUUCAGCAAGUUUCUGCUGUGUUGUAAGAGGAGCAAGAGAGCAGGCCGCAGUCCAACGACACUGGAACAGAGCUAAUCAGUCUGAGCAACAUCAGCAAACAUGGCAAACCAACUACAACAGCUUAUAGCAGAGAAGAAGAAUAUGGUGGAGACCGUGAUGGAAGUGUUUGAACAGGGAGCUGAAGUGGUGGCCAGUAUCGCCGGUGACCUCUUCCCCGUUUUCUCUAUCGCUGCCCCCAUUGUUAAACUGGCUCUGGACAAUGUGGAGAGCAAAGAGGCCGCAUUCAUGAAGGAGCAAUUCCAGAAGGUCCGUGAGCGUCUGGAGGUGGUCUCAGAGGAGAUUCAGCGGAUCAACGAUGAGAUCAAGAAAAGCGGGGUGGAUGCUGCGUAUUUCUCAGUGGAGGAAAACAUCACAAAUCAGUUCAGGAAGUACAUGGACAUCCUCAACGCCAAACCUAAAUUCCGGGAUGUCAAGAAGAAGCUUUUCUUGGAACAUUUUGCCAAGACCGGUGGUGACAAAAACCUGAACACACUCUACAACGCUGUGACGGGAGAUAACUUCUCUGGGGAGUCUGUGCUCGAGAUCACCCUGAACUACGAGGAGAAAAGUCGCCGGGCGAUGGAGGACUUCUGCGCCAGGCUGAAGAAGCUGUUCUGCAUCGGGCUCAUCGCUCUGUUGGGCCACUCUGCUCUAAAGGAAUAUGAUGGGGAGGAGGAGGAACUCCUGAAAGACUGGGGUGAGAAGAUGAAGGCGGUCCAGGCUAAAAUGAACGCUGUGAUCGAAGACUGCAUCCUCAGCUUCCCCAAACAAGCUGAGCUGGAUUCCCGUCGACUGGUGAGAGACCAGUCGGAACUAAGCAACCAGCAGCUAGCUGAUGCUAUCAUAGAGAAUCUAAAGAAGAAGUAUGAUUGGGUGGGCUGGUCUGUGCGUAUUUACAGGAUCCCUUCAGGCCUGUUUGCCAACAAGAAGGAUUACCACUGCGCCACAGGGAAGAGUCGCUUCCAGGUCCCUUCAUCGGAUGAGAAACUUAACAUUGUGGUGUCCUACAGCUCCUCCCCUGAGCCUGUGGAUAAGAAUCACAUCCAGCAGCUGAUCCAGAGUCAGAAGAAAAUCACAGUGGUGGGUGUUGCAGAGCUUUUGUUUGAGAAGUUGCCUGGCUCCUGUGUGGUCCACACAGUCAAAACCAGCAAAGACCUAGCCUGCUCCUGGAGCUUCACCGAUGAGCUUCACUACUGGGAGGAGCACAAAAACUUCUACGUCUGCGUUCACUCUGCUUGAAGAGUCAGAUGCUCAAAAAGUCUAUAUGUAUAGGCAACUUCAUAUUUGCACAAAUAAUAUCACCACUGCUGCCUAUCUGCUUCCCUCAAGCAGUGAAAUAUUUCACAAUAUGUGCCUUAACUGAGUUGGCCUCUUUUUCUCAUGCUUGCUGCAGGUUUCCUGCAGACAUGAAGGGCAUCCACAAGAAACCAACACAAAUUAUAUUAUUUUACUAACAGUAAUGUCUUUUCUGAUCUCCUGCAGCUGUGAUUUCCUUAGUUCUCAGUACAGACAAAAGUGCUCACCUCUUGGUUUAGGCUGCAUUAUAUUCUCUUUUUGUUACGAAAUUGGUUGAUUUUGAAAUGUAAUGAUCUCCAAGCUGACUGUUAGCAAGAAAUUCUAGCAUAACAUCUUCAACUUUAUUUUCUUCUGACUUUAUAAAUUUCAGGAGGAAGCGGUUGAUUUGUUACAAGGUGGACGUGUCGGGAAAUUUGUUGAUUUAUAGAAUCCAGCUGUCUAGCAGAGAUUAUGCUUCUCUGGUAGUGAUAAGCAGUGACCUCACCCUGUUGAGGACGUGUACACCAAAGUCAUGACAGAAAAGGUCUCCAGACAUUUACAGAGACUGAAACAGAAGCUUUAAAGCCUUCAUUUUGACUUAUUUUCUUGUAUUCAUCUGAUACAAAAUAGUAAACCCUGUUACUGGCUGUUGUACAGUAUGAACAGCAUGUAGCUCAUACAUGGUGCAAGCUUCAGUGCAGCUCACAGGGCUGAAAGUGAAGAAUGGCACCGAUAAAACUUUAUACACACCCUGCCAUGAAUAUGCAGAGGUGUGGUGACGGCAACACUUUGUUUACAUACAGAUAGAUGCCUAGCAUAGCUGUUCUUGUGUCACAGCUGUGCCUGUGCUGUUGUGCAACACAAACUGGAAUCUUACAUCCACUCAAAACCCUGAACUUCAUUUAUUUUGUUUUUUUCAUGUAUUUGUAUGUAUUUUUGUUUUGUUUUGUUUUGGUCAUGUAUUUGGGAUCUUUUUACGAUGAGAUUUUGAUCAAAAUUUGCAUAAUCUGACCGUGACGUAGUACAAGGUGUUUGGAGGUAGAUUGACACUAUGUUGUGAGAACAAAAAUAUAUCAUGGAGGCACUGCAGAACAAUUCCUUACUCUUGUAUGUCACUGACAUGUUUUGAUGGGGUUUUUUUAAAAAUAUUUUGUGUGAUAUUGUAAAGCACUGUAGUCUGUAAUGUGUGUUUCUUCUUUGUGUCUUGUUUAUAUGUUAUUGCCUGGGUUUUGACUUACUAAUAAAAAAAAUUGAACAUUUUAUCAUAUGACCAAAGUAUUCCCCAUAUUUACUGUACAAUUAUUGAUGGAAAUGUUUAUGUUGCACAACUGUUAUAUGUUAUUUGCAUAUCCACACAACAUAUUUGAUGGGUUAUCGGUGUCUCUGAUUCAAAAUACUCUUGGUACACCAAAGAAAUGAAUGUAGAGAAACUUUUAAAUAAACUCAACCAUGUAUCAU